Molecule: messenger RNA, 6213 nt
Organism: Leptonychotes weddellii (Weddell seal)
Lineage: Eukaryota; Metazoa; Chordata; Mammalia; Carnivora; Phocidae
Source: RefSeq, a predicted model, not a curated record
GCUCGCGGACCCGGAGUGCAUCCGCAGACGGGAGCCGCGGCCGAGGCAACCACCCCGCCCCGGGCGCCGCUUUCCUGGCGGCUCGCACGGUUAGCAAAGAUAGCUGAAGCCAACUUGUGCAGGAUUCCCCUGGCUCUUCUGACUCAAGAUCCCACCACCUCCUCUCCCUGGCAGCCUGUGUUCUGGGCUUCACCUAGACAAGUCUGAGUAGGAACAAGCCAUCUCUCCCAUCCAUAGCCAUGAAUUUCCUCCGGCGGCGCCUCUCUGACAGCAGUUUCGUGGCCAACCUGCCUAAUGGCUACAUGACAGACCUGCAGCGCCCAGACAGCUCCACCAGCUCCCCUGCUUCCCCAGCCAUGGAAAGGAGGCACCCCCAGCCCCUGGCAGCCUCCUUCUCCUCUCCAGGAUCCAGCCUCUUUAGCUCCUUUUCCAGUGCCAUGAAGCAGACCUCACAAGCCCCCUCAGGGCUGAUGGAGCCUCCAGGUCCCUCCGCUCCCAUUGUUCAAAGGCCCAGGAUCCUAUUGGUGAUCGAUGAUGCCCACACAGAUUGGACCAAGUAUUUUCAUGGAAAGAAGGUGAAUGGAGAAAUUGAGAUCCGAGUGGAGCAGGCUGAAUUCUCAGAGUUGAACCUAGCUGCCUAUGUUACUGGGGGCUGUAUGGUGGACAUGCAAGUCAUGAGAAAUGGGACCAAGGUUGUGAGAUCCUUCAAGCCAGACUUCAUCCUAGUCCGUCAGCAUGCCUACAGCAUGGCUCUGGGUGAAGAUUACCGAAGCCUGGUCAUCGGCCUCCAGUACGGAGGGUUGCCUGCUGUCAACUCCCUCUACUCUGUCUACAACUUCUGCAGCAAGCCCUGGGUGUUCUCUCAGCUCAUUAAGAUCUUCCAUUCCCUGGGUCCUGAGAAGUUCCCACUUGUGGAACAAACAUUCUUCCCCAACCAUAAGCCAAUGCUCACAGCGCCACACUUCCCCAUGGUUGUCAAGCUGGGACACGCCCACGCUGGAAUGGGAAAGAUAGUCAAGAUGGCUGUGGGUGGCCUACCCUGGUCCCCAAGCUCGCUGCCGCAGAGGAAGAAAGACCGUGUCUCUUUCCAGCAUCUCUGUGUAAAUCCCAUGGAGGCCUUGCUUGGGUUCCUGGGCCCACCUCCUGACCAGCACAUGUGGAGAUGGAUGCAGCCCCAGUUGAACUGUGUGGAUCAGGCCUUAGACAGUCACAUCCACAAUGGAGGCCUCGUCAAGCUCCCGCCGUCCUUUAAGGUGGAUAGUGCUCCCAUGAAGCCCAUUUUUCAGAUGAGGUACAGGCUGUGGGUGGAUAGCUGCUCAGAAAUGUUUGGCGGCCUGGACGUCUGCGCUGUCAAGGCCGUCCACGGCAAGGAUGGCAGAGAUUACAUCAUUGAGGUGAUGGACAGCUCAAUGCCCUUGAUCGGAGAGCACGUGGAAGAGGACAGACAGCUGAUGGCCGACCUCGUUGUCUCCAAAAUGAGCCAACUCCUGAUACCAGGGGGCACAGUGCCCUCGCCCCUGAGGCCUUGGGCUGCACACACUAAACCAGCGAAAUCCCCGGGGCCGGCCCAGCUGGGGCCUCUGCUUGGACAGCCACAGUCACGGCCGCCCACACAAGGGGGCCCUCGCCAAACUCCGACCCAGCAGCCGGCGCGAUCUGGAAGCCCGUCCCAGCAGAGGCUCUCCCCCCAGGGCCAGCAGCCCCUGAGCCCCCCAUCUGGAUCUCCGCAGAGAUCACCAGGCUCUCCGCAGCUGUCCCGGGCAUCCAGUGGCAGUUCUCCAAACCAGGCCUCCAAGCCAGGCGGCCCCCUCACCUCCCAGCCCCGGCCCCCCGUUCAAGGCCGGAGCGCCUCCCAACAGGGGGAAGAGUCCAAGAAGCCAGCACCGCCCCACCCUCAUCUCAACAAAUCCCAGUCCCUGACGAACAGCCUCAGCACCUCCGACACCUCCCAGCGCGGGACCCCAAGUGAAGAUGAGGCCAAGGCCGAAACCAUCCGCAACCUGAGGAAGUCCUUUGCCAGCCUGUUUUCCGACUAACCUGGCCCGGGCUGGAGCAGGGGGUGCUCCAUUCCACUCUCCCUUCUCCUGCCUCAUCUUCCUUCUCAGCCUUGGUUCCCGAUGGGAACAGAAUGGAGGGCCUGAGAAUAUACUCUCUAAAUGCCUUUGACCCAGGAACUGAGUAUCUAUCUAUACGUGCUCCCCCUCCCUUCACCAUGACAUUCCAGCUCAUCCAACUCAGUGGUGGGCCUUUGACAGCCUCCGGGUUCCUCAGUUCAGGCCCUAAAGGCAUCACAUCUCCCUGCCCACCCAGAUGCUUGCUCCCCUGCCUCAGAUAACCAAGUGAAAUGUCUGUGUGUGGCUAGUUUUCACAUUUCUUGUUAGUGUUUUGCUUGCCUUCGGGUGAAGGCCCCGAGCCUCCCCUCCAUCAGGUGCGGGCACUGGGACCUCAACAACAUUGGAGGCAAUAAUCUUUCGACAGUGUUUUGCAAACAGAAGGAGAAAAGCCCAGCCAGGGGCACCUACUACCUACCCAUGCUAGCUCCAACCAGGCUCGAGAUCACCCCCCAGGCCAGACAGGCUAAGCCCCAUCCCAUGUGGCCACCGGUGGGAUCCUAAGAACCGUGGAAAGAAAUUAGAUCCUGUGUGAAAAGUGGGGCCUUCCAGAACACAACAGAAACGGAGGGGACGUCCUGAAGUGCUGCUCACGCCCGGAUUGGACAGCCACGGGCAGACCACGGAUUCUUUGACGAAUCAUCACUAGCUCCCAGAGGAGGAGGAUGCCCUCAACUUCCCAAAGAGGGAGUCAGGUUAGGGCUCCUCCAGCCAUUCUGGGGUGUCACCCCACAAGGAACUCUGAAUUCCCACCAGGAAGGCUGUCCCCUCCUCCAGGACAGAGGAGGAGCCAGAGAGAGUCCGAGGCACGGGCUGAGAAAGGGCCAUGACAGGGACUUCGAGGCUGACAUGCCACGGACUGUUGCCAGCAAGGCACGGGUAGGUUACUCAGUUAUAAAAGGUUCCCAUGGUCAAACAUGUUUAGGAAACACUGUUUCUAUUUCUUGUUUUGAGGUUGGUAGUGCACAUUACAUGUCCAAGGUCCUCAGGCUUCCUGCGGUAAAGAAAUGAGCUUUCACCUUGCUUAACCCCAACUUAUUAGACGAAACAAGUUCCCUGCAGAGCUGGCAAAUGUCCCGACUCCCUUUCCAAAGCCUGCUCCCUCCAUCAGACUGCCUCCCGUGAUCAGACAGGGUGCAGGGCUGCCCCGAGUCAGCACGCACCCGGUGCUAGAAACAUUGUAGGUGCCAGAACCAGCCUCCUGGGCUCGUUUUGAGCCCAGGACGUUAGAACAUAGCCACCACGCUCUCCCCUUGCAGCCGUUCUAAGUAGAGGAGAGAAAGCUCCUAGGACAGGGUGUAACACCACGAAGCCCAUGUGUUUGGGGAGAUCAGGAACACAGAAAACACUCAAGGCAAUCAUCCCUUCUGCACGGGAGAUUAGGAUCGGAAAAAGUCAAUCUCACUUGGUUCUCGGUAAUAAAAUGCAACCCAAAACACACAACAGAGUGGUCACAGGCCCGACAAAGUUUCUCAAAGUGUGGGCACAGCUAGCUUCAUUUCAGACCAAAGGAGUCCGGAUUUCUGGUCGUAAGGCCCAGACCUGUAGGUUGGUCGGUCUCCCCGAGUAUUCUGCGCGCACAUUGAAGUCAGACCAGCCGCCCUGCGCUGAGCGGGGAGGGAAGGCCACGCUGCGAGAACAGUACUGAUGUGGAUGCUUUCCAGCCAGGGACCCGCUCCUUUGCUGAGCAAAACUAGUGGCUUCAUAAACUGUGUGGCUGAAAUGUUCCCACUUCCCUAUAAUCCGUCCUAAAACAUCUCCCAUCCAAGCUCCAUCUCCCACAUACUCCAGCUACAGUAGCACAGACUUCCUUCAUCAGGCCAGGCAUCCUGAUUUCUAGAACCACGCACACGUGAUCCAGGACAUAACACAAUAACCGGCACAUUGCAAGAAAUGUUCCCACUGGUCUGCAUACGAGCGUCGAGACCCAGAGCGGUCUUGCAGAGAGCACGGAUCCCCAGAAUGGACUGUCUUCUCACAUGGGUAGCACAUGUUCCUUCCAAACAUUUCACCUUUCAUAGCUGUGACAUUUUUGAAUGGGAAAGGACAAAAAAGAAGCGAGGAAGGGAGUCACUCGGCAGAGGUUCUGAAGGGUUGUUUGUUGUUUUUUGCUUUGUUCCAACACAACUUCGACCCAAAGAAAGGCUGGCAUUUUCCUUCCAGGCUGACUGGGUGAGGCUGAAACACGGUGAAGAGCCAUUUGGUUUGUGCUAAGGUGGGGCACAGUGAAUGGGGAUUGAAGGAUGUCGCCUCGGGGGACACUGCCACCCCGGUCUCCCUCCUGUCACCCUGGUAAGCUGGUACCGUAGCUGAGCUAGGUGUAAAGUCAGCUUUCCAGGGACACUGAAUACACAGAUCCUUCUCUUCCGUUACCCCUGUGUUCUCUUCAUCAUUACUGCACUCCCUCCGAACGUUCAUGCCCGCUGAGGAGGCAGGGAGGACGGGCCUUCACUCACAUGGCAACAAAUACCGGAGCGAAUCCCUGGAGCGGCCUCCUGACGUUCCCUUUGGAGUUUGCCGGGCAAGGAGCUCGCGGGGAAAGCAAGCUGGUGCAGGUUGCUCGUGGAUGAGCUACGUGAGUCAAGGCAGUCUGAUGGAGGGAGCAGGUGUUCAGGACGUUUUAGGAAACUAGGAAAAUGUACACAAAGUGUGAAGACUGGAGGAAAAGCCUGUCUUUAAAAGAGUCUCAAUGCAAGGAAGUCACUUGCCCAGGAACAGAAUCGGAGUCUGAAAGGGAAUGGGAGCAGAUUCAGGGGGCCAGGAGGCAUCCCCCGUGGGACACGGGGCCAGGGGGGACAGACAGGUGGCCACAGGGCCACCAGGGCCGGGAGCCAGGGGGACGAGGUGCCAGCGUCAGGACCAGGCAGAAGAGGCUGUGGCGCGCAGAGCAGAGAGCAGGACCACGUGCCGCACACCAGAGCCCCGCAGAGCCCCGCAGACGGCCGGGCCCCAGCUGAAGAUGUCCCGCAGGUGCUCCGUGUCCCUUUGGAACCUGCCCCUCCCCGCACCAGGGAGCAGACAGCUCGUGCUUUAUUCGGCUUCGCGGAACAGGUCCGUGGCUCGUUCUGCUUCAUGUGUUUGGCACCGGUGAAAGCACACAGGUCGGAGUCCGAACUGAAGCCGGUUAAGUCAAGUGGGCGGAUGCAAGCAGUGACUGAAUCAGAUGGAGGACUAGUUCAGGGCCCAAGUGCACUUCUAUAGCGCGUUUUUCUUUAUCCUGGAGAGCAUGCCGGCUGAUUACUAACUGUACUGACAAGUGUCAGAAGCUGUCCCGACUCCCACGCAGUCACUGGUAAAAUUCAGAGGUUCGGUCUAGUAUUUGGACUCUAAGGGAAAGCAGCAUUUGGGGUUUGGUUGGAGACGAAUUGGAAGUUUGGGCAACAAGCAAGUCAGAUCGGUCCAUUAACCAAACACAAUGCAGAAAGGGCACAGAGGCUCCCUCUGUUUCCGCAGACAAAAUACGCAGCCAAAAUAGAUGAGACCGGGACUCUUAGAUGCUGGGUUCAGAGCUCUCUUGACCGGCCAGAGGAAGAGGGGAAUGGCCAGGACGUGAUUUCUGAAACCGGGGAGUCAUUCCUUUAAGGGAAAACCAAUCAAAAACAAAACGUUCCUUCUACAAUGCAUAUGUGUGAAUCCUUUAAAUGCCCCUUUGCCUUCCAUCGUUUGUGUUCCGAUUGGUCCCCCCACUUGUGAUUCCCAUUUGCAAACUCUGAUAGUGUCAGUAUCUGCUAUCUGUGGUCUUCCUUUGAGUCUAGGGCAGAAGCAAGUUAGCACCUGGCAGCCACCGCCCAGGGAAGGAGAAAGGCAAGUCUUGGCGCCGGCCCCGAGCACAGGGAGCAAAGGGAGGAGAGUCCGGCUCCGUCAGAGUAAGAAUUACUGAGAUCUGAGGCUAAGCAGCGAUCUCAGAAUUGGAGCCCCAAGCAAGAGUGAGAGGUCAAAAUUCAACCAUUUUUACAGAGGGAAUCACAAAACCUCCUAUCAGAAGAGGGUGCCUCCCAUGAUUUGAUGUCCAGCCAUGCCAAACCGUAUCCUCCAUUUAUGAAGAGGAGGAGUGGGGUGGGGGGGCUCCUGGGUGCCUCAGUCGGUGAAGUGUCUGCCUUCG